Alternaria postmessia is the source of this 858-nucleotide messenger RNA. RefSeq lists its product as uncharacterized. NCBI's taxonomy places the organism in Eukaryota, Fungi, Ascomycota, Dothideomycetes, Pleosporales, Pleosporaceae. The coding region runs from base 1 to 858 and encodes 285 amino acids. The transcript has a single exon. The record is from RefSeq and is a predicted model, not a curated record.
AUGUCAAUGGAACUGCCACAUGAUGCCGACACAGUUGACUUUGGAUCUAUGGAUGAUCUUUCGCUAUGGGAGUGGGGUACAAGUGGAGUCGAUCCAGAUUGCACAAACGGUCACCACUCAGGUUCUGUGGAGCAGAUGUGGGGUCUUCCGUCAAGUCAGGUCAUGCUCAAUGGUACGAAGUUCGGCGCCGGUGUCAUUGCCGGAGAACCAACGCAAGAGCCAUCACCACCCAUGAGCCAGAUAGGCCGACAGACCACAUACCAGGACGAUCAAAUCCUUCUUACACACGUAACCGGCUUUUCCAAGGAUCCUAUUUCUUCUGAUACAACUGCUUCAGACCUCCUCUUCGACCUAUCCAAGGAUGUGGAUUGCCAAUGCUCUUCCCAAUUGAGUCAGCUCAUCUACUUGGUUAGUCUUCGGCUUGCGAAACCCACUACUCUAGACGUUGUCUUUGCUGUGGAGCAACAGUUAAACAGGACAAAGGACACAAUCUCUACGUGCGCGCAAUGCUCCUUCAACUCGCCGUACGUGAGCAUGAUGUUUUGUACUUCUAUAAGCUGGGUAAUUGAGCAUCUGCAGACGUACAUACGUGAGUCGAAUUCAGUGAGCGCGCUCAAUAGUCAAGUCACAUACCUGACGAUUGGUGGUUUGACACUGAGUAAAGAGAUGUCACACUCAUGUUUUGAGGCACUAGUAAAGCUUCGCCUCAGACGAGUCGUCCAGACAGCACGAGAAUUGGCAGUGCUCGACAUCCAGACCAAGAGUACGCUUUUGGAUGGGAUGCGGUCAGCAGCAGUCGAUACUGGAGCUGCAGCGCAACAGAUGUUUGGGAUGUUGGAGAUGAGGGGCGCAUCUUAG